CGACGUCACGGAGAUGGAGACGGACGGACGCCGCUGGGUCUGCAGGGCGAGACAGGGCAGUAUCGUAUGGUUUCCUUUCUUCCUCCCCAGGAGCGCAACAGCAACGCACACAGACACAGCCGCAGUGACCAGAGGAGACCAGCAGCAGGCCACCAUCACCACUACCACCAGCAGCAGCAGCAACGCAGGCACGCUCCAUCCACUCGUCAUUCCUCCGCCCUGUUGCUCGCCUCCACCACCCUGCUCCCGACCUCGCUCCGCCACCAAACCCUAGCCUACCUGCCUUUCCCACAAUCCCACCCCGUCCCCCCCCCCCCCCGACCCGAGGGCGACUCGCCCGCCAUUUUCUCCGCCCGAUUUUUCGGACAAGUGAUCGACCUCGCUUCCGACUUCUUCCCGCUCGGCCGGCGGGGGGUGGGGAGUACCAGGCCACUGCCGGCGACGCUAUCUUUUCUUCUUCUCGCUCUUCCAGGCAGACAGGCUUGCCGGCCGGCGGCUGAGUGAGGACAAAUAAAAGAGGCUUCCCCCACCCCGGUGCCGUCGCGGAGCGCCUUGAUUCGUGCUCAUGCCGGGGGCGCCGCUCAGGUGACUUGCUUGGGGGUGGGGGUGCCAUGCAGAGGUAUGCUGGGUUCAGCGGCAGCAGGGACGGGGCGAGGUUGGAAGCCUCACCGUUUUCGUCCUCCUCCUCCUCUGGUUACCCCGUCAGCUCCAGGCGGCAGCAGCAGCUAACUCCGUACAAGCUAAAGUGUGACAAGGACCCACUUAAUAACAAGCUUGGGCCACCUGACUUCUAUCCACAAACACUAAACUGUCCCGAAGAGACAUUAACAAAAGACUAUGUACAAUAUGGUUAUAAGGAGACUGUUGAAGGAAUUGAGGAAGCAAGAGAGAUUGUAAUAAGUCAGAUCCCAUACUUCUGUAAGCCAGAUGUUGUCAUAAAGUGCAAGGAGGUUUCGAUUUUCACAGCCUGCACAUUCUACUGGAUGUACUGCAUAGGCACUAAAGAAGCGUUUAAGAGCUAUCAAUGAAUCUCGUGCUCAAAAGAGAAAGGCCGGACAAGUUUAUGGAGUUCCUCUUUCUGGAUCUCUAUUAAUCAAGCCUGGAGUUUACCCAGAGCAAAGGCCAUGUAAUGAGGACACACGUAGAAAAUGGGUUGAGGCCCUUGCUCAGCCAAACAAGCGACUGCGUUCAUUGUCUGAGCACGUUCCUCAUGGUUAUCGUAGGAAAUCACUUUUUGAAGGUCUCAUUCGAUAUAAUGUUCCAUUACUAAGAGCAACAUGGUUUAUUAAAGUUACAUACCUGAAUCAGGCCCGACCGGCACCUAACAGUACUUCAGUAGUUGCUUCUGAUAAUCAACGAUCUAAUCAAUGGACAAAGGAUGUUGUUGAAUAUUUACAACAGAUUUUGGACGAAGUUUGUUCUAAAGAGGGUGCCAUUGUACCUCCAUCUUUUAAAGAGCAGUCAUCACCAGGACUUGCUGCUGGAACCAAUCAAAUAAAAAUGAAAACGGAAUCAUCUCCAGCUGGAGACAGUGAAGAACCCUUGGUGCACUUCAAAUGGCGGUAUAUGGUUCGCCUCAUCCAAUGGCAUCUCACAGAAGAAUUGCUUGUUCCCUCAGUACUUAUCGAAUGGUUAUCUAACCAACUUCAGGAGAGGGAUUCAGAUGAUGUUUUAGAGCUUCUUUUGCCUAUUAUACUUGGUCUGGUUGACACCAUUACUCUCUCACAAACAUAUGUGCGCAUGUUCGUGGAGCUACUAGUGAGACGUCUCAAUGUCGAUCGUCCAAAAAGGUUUUCAGUUUCUUCUGUUAUAGCAGAGUUACUGCGAUACAUGGUACUUGCAGUGCCAGAUACAUUUGUUUCUUUGGAUUGCUUUCCUUUCCCAUCAUUUGUGGUUCCUGAUGUAUAUGGUAGAGGUGCUUUGUUGAAGAUAACCAGUGGUGGUGGAAUUUUAUGUUCUAAGAGGCGUGAUGCUUAUCGGUAUUUGUCCUGUGGUUAUGCUGUUUCUUCCAUUCAGAAACGUGCACAUGAUCUUGCAGCAGUUGCUAACCCUAGCCUUCAAGCACGUGGUGCAGCCAAAGUGGUACAGGCUUUGGACAAAGCUCUUGUCACAGGAAAUUUGUCAGUGGCAUAUUUUUCACUCUUUAAUGAUUUAUCUGAUGCGUUAAUGGAAGAAAGAUGGAUUAAAGAAGUGAAUCCCUGUUUGCAGUCUUCUCUGAUGUGGAUUGGGACUGUUGAGCUAUCCCUUAUCUGUUCUAUAUUUUUCCUUUGUGAAUGGGCGACAUGUGAUUACCGUGAUUGCCGAGCAUCUCCCUCUCAGAAUGUGAAAUUUACAGGAAGAAGAGAUUUGUCUCAGAUACACAUGGCAGUGUCUAUCUUGAAGAAUAAAAUGGAUGAGAUGAAUAACUUGUCUCGUCCUAAGAGUAGUACUCGCAUCACCCUUAAUAAAGUUGCCAAAGGUUCUUUGAAUGAUGCUUGUUUGACAGCAGCUGCUGUGGAUGAUUCUUCUGGACUGAGAAGUAAUGCAAAAAAUGUUGAUGAGAAGAAGGAUACAAAUGAUAUCUUUGAAAGCCCUGGUCCACUGCAUGAUAUUAUUGUGUGUUGGUUGGAUCAGCAUGAAGUUAGCAACGUUGCAGGUUUUACCCGGGUGGAUGUUCUUAUCGCGGAGCUUAUCCGCAAUGGUAUAUUUUUCCCUCAGGUUUAUGUCAGGCAGCUAAUUAUUAGUGGAAUUACUGAUAAGAACGAUACAAUGCUGGAUGUUGAAAGAAAAAGGAGGCAUCACAGAACUUUGAAGCAGCUUCCUGGGUCUUCUUUAUUUGAUGUUCUUGAGGAAACUAGGACUGCAGAAGAGCAACAGCUAUAUGAGAUGAUGUCAACAUACUCUAGUGAGCGACGCCUUGUUCUCUCAGAACUUUCAUGUGGUCAUUCAUUUUAUGCAAGUGGCAGAGGUGAGUACACUUCAAGUUCCUGCAUUCGGAAGCAGAGUGAUCUUCCAGUUGCAUCAGAAGGUGAUAAGCAUGGAAGAGUGCUAGAACAAGUAGAAGAUGUUAAAGCUCUUUUGUCAAGUCUGUUGGGUUUUACAUAUCCUCCCCUAGUGGAAUCAAAACUUUGUGAAAUCAAAACAAGCUUUCAAGAAUCAGUAACGUCAACGCUCACACAAGUUGAGACUGGGGAAGCCAAAAGUGGAUGCGAGGAUUGUAUGAGGUCCAAGGGGCAGAAAUUGGAUGACAGCGCCACUCCUUUCCAAGGGUUUCCAUUGAUUCAAUCAGGCGAGGAGGAUAUUUGGUGGGUGAAGAAAGGGACAAAGUUACAAGAAUCUUUCAACGUUGAACCUGUACAGAAGUCUGUUAAGCAAACUUCUAGAGGUAGGGCAAAAGUUGUUCGUAAAACACAAAGUCUUGCACAGCUUGCAGCUGCUAGAAUCGAAGGUAGCCAGGGGGCAUCUACUAGUCAUGUUUGUGAAAGCAAGAUGAGCUGUCCCCACCAUGAACCUAAUAACGAUGGUGACAACGUCAAAGAUUUUGAUCACACAAGGGCAGCAAACGUGACUGCAAUAGGGAAGUCACUAAAAAGACUUAGAUUGCUCGAAAGACGAUCUGUCUCUUCAUGGUUGUUGAAAUCAAUAAGACAGCUUGUUGAUGGAAACGGAAUGACAGCUUCUAAAGCUACCAAUUCUAUAAGCAUCCUUCCUUUGCAGCCUGAUGAUAAAACUGCAUCCAAAUGGAGGCUAGGUGAUGAAGAACUGCUGUCAGUUCUCUAUGUACUGGAUACAUGCUGUGAUUCAGUCUCUGGAGUGAAGUUCCUCAUAUGGUUACUAGUGAAAAUUCGUGGAGUGGGCUCCUCAGGUCAACCUGGGAGGACUUAUAUGCUUAUGAGGAACAGAGAUCACCAAGUUUGUCAGGUCAACGAGGCACUUGUGUUCUCAUCUCUGCUUAGGUAUGAGAACAUACUUCUUGCGACCGACAUCUUGCCUGAUGUUCUAAGUGCUUUAGUGAACAGAAAUUCUAUGUCAGCAACUACCAGGCAUCCUGGUUCAACAGCUUUUGCUUAUGUUCGAUAUUUUUUGAAGAAAUAUAGAGAUGUGGCUAGUGUGGCCAAGUGGGAGAAAAACUUUCGGACCACUUGUGAUCAACGCCUGUUAGCUGAGCUUGAUAAUGGGCGGUCCAUUGAUGGUGAUUUGGUAUCUUCUUCGGGUAUUUUAGCAGGCGAGGAGAUUGAUGAGCAGGUCCGCCAAAAGUUGAAUGGAAGGAGUUCAAGACUCGUGCAGAAUAUGAAAGAGAUAGUGCAACGGCAAGCUGAUGGAAUUCAGCGCAGUUUAAAGGAAAAGAAAGUUCUUGCAGGCGCAGCACCCAGGAAUCCACUCACUUUUGAGAAAGAAGAUAGUUAUCAAAUUGCACAUGACAUUGUUUUGGGCUUAGUAGAAUGCAUCAGGCAAAAUGGGGGUGCAAAUCCAGAUGGAGACCUUUCAAUAGUUGCUUCUGCUGUUUCUGCAAUCGUUGUGAAUGCUGGGCAUAUGAUAGCAAAACAUUUGGAUUUUGCAGGAGGAAACUAUCAAGGUGUUAAUUCUGUGGCUACUUCGCUAAAUUUUGUUCGGCACACUUUACUUAUUCACAUAAAUUCUCUUUGCUUACUAAAAGAAACUCUUGGAGAUCGCUUCAGCCGUGCCUUUGAAAUAGCUCUGGCGGUUGAAACUUCUGCAGCUGUUACAGCAGCUUUUGCUCCUCCAAAGAUGCACCGCAAUCAGUUUCAACCAUCUCCUGAGGCCCAUGAUGCAUAUGGAAAUCAUACAAGUGAGCUCAGCAACUCAGGGAAAGGUUUUGUUGGGAGAACUGCAAAAGUAUCUGCUGCUAUUUCUGCUCUUGUUGUGGGGGCUGUUGUUCAUGGAGCUGUUAGCCUUGAGCGGAUGGUUGCUACUCUAAAAAUAAAAGAUGGUCUGGAUAUUAUGCAGCUUUUGAGAGGUUUGAAAUCAAAUACGAAUGGUGUAUCCCAUCCUACUGGAGGUUUUAGGAUUGAAAAUUCCACGGAAGUUUCGGUACAUUGGUUUAGGAUUUUAUUGGGGAACUGCAGAACUGUCUAUGAUGGGCUUAUUGCAGAUAUUCUUGGAGAUCCAUACAUUAUUGCACUCUCAAGGUUGCAGCGGAUGCUUCCUCUAACUGUAAUUUUUCCUCCAGCCUACUCAAUUUUUGCCAUGGUUCUUUGGAGACGAUAUAUUUUUAACUGUGAAGAUCCACAACUUUAUCAGUCUUUUUCAAAUGCAAUAAACGAUAUUACCAGACAUCAGCCUUUUCGAGAGAUCUACUUCCGUAAUACACAUCGGCUGUAUAAUCUUCUGGCUUCUGAUGUUGGUGAUUCGAAGUUUGCAGCAAUGCUUGAAAGUCAUAGUCCGGACCGGAAUUCAAAAAUAUUGCCAUUUAUACCUCUCCGUGCACGCCUUUUUCUGGACGCUAUUAUUGAUUGCAACACACCAACUAUUCAGGGGGAUGGUGCUUCAGAGCCUUGUGAUCCCAAAGAUAAUGAACUAAAGCUUUCAGAGAGGCUUAUGCAACUUCUUGAUACUCUUCAACCUGCAAAAUUUCACUGGCAAUGGGUUGAGAUGAGGCUUCUUUUAGAUGAACAGGCUCUUAUGGAAAAAGUUGCAGCAGGCAAGACAACACUUGAAUCACUUCGGUCAUUAUCCCCUAAAGCUGAGGGUUUUGCCCUUUCUGAUAGUGAGAAAGGAUUUACUGAAGUCAUUCUAUCAAGGCUACUUGCUAGACCUGACGCUGCUCCUCUGUAUUCAGAACUUGUCCACCUUCUUGGAAAGCUUCAAGAGUCACUUGUUAUGGAUGUAAAAUGGAUUCUACAAGGGCAAGAUGCUAUUCUUGGGCGCAGGUCAACAAGACAACAGCUUGUUCAUAUUGCCCAACGAAAAGGUCUUUCAACAAAGGCACAGGUUUGGAAACCAUGGGGUUGGUCCAGCUUGCUUAGCGAUGCCAUUCCUAAUAAAACUGCAAAAAGGAAGUUGGAAGUCACAUCAAUUGAGGAAGGAGAAGUUGUGGAUGACACUGUUGAUGCUAAAAGGACUACCAAGACUCCCCCUCAUAGUGUUGAUAGAAGCUUUGAAGGGAUUAGAUCGAUAAAUAAAUAUUUAACUGAGAAAGCCCUUGCUGAAUUAGUAUUGCCUUGCAUCGACAGAAGUUCUGCUGAUAUCCGUGGUAUACUUUCUGUUGAUUUGACCAAACAGAUGGGGGCUAUUAGUGAACAUAUCAAAGCAAUAGCAUUGAAUGGUGCUAAACAAGCUGGUUCAGUUUCUUCAGGAAAUGAAGUGCCAUCGAACAAAUCAAGUGGCCGUAGAGGAAUUCGAGGUGGAAGCCCAAACAUUGGUAGAAGAGCUCCGGUUGGUAAUGACCCAAGUCCUCCUUCGGCUUCUGCUCUGCGGGCAGCGUUGUGGUUACGCCUCCAGUUCAUCAUUAGGUUGCUUCCAGUAAUCAUGGCAGAUAGGAGCAUGAGACAUACGCUUGCUUCUGCAAUUCUAGGCCUGCUUGCAACGCGCAUGAUUUAUGAAGAUGCAGAUUUGCCCCUUCCUCCUACCAACGCAACUGCUUUAAGGCGGGAUGUGGAUUCCUUGCUGGAACCUCCCCUGGAUGUCCUGCUUGACCGGCCUGGCGAAAGCCUUUUUGAGAAGCUUUUAUGCGUUCUCCAUGCACUGCUUGGUAGCUACAAACCAAGUUGGCUGAAGUCAAGGUCAGCCUCUAGGUCGUCAAUUAAAAGCCAACGAGAUUUCUCAGCAUUUGAUAACGAAGCAGCCGAGGGCUUACAGUCCGCGUUGGACCACAUGGAAUUGCCUGAAACAAUCAGGCGGAGGAUCCAAGCAGCCAUGCCUCUUCUUCCACCAUCCAGGCGCCCUUGUAUGCAAUGCCAACCUCCGCAGUUGUCGUUGGCUGCAUUAUCACCACUCCAGAGCAGUACCUCUGGUGUAGGUCCUCAACAGAAAAGUUCUUGUGUGAGUUGGGUGCCCACUAACGUAUCAGUCAGAAGCAAGGCAGCAUUGCCUUCUCAUGACCCUGAAACGGAGGUAGAUCCAUGGAGCUUGCUGGAAGAUGGCACAAACUGCCCCCCCUCCACAGCAUCUGGAAGCAAUGGCUCGAGUGGAGUGACGGGAGACCAUGCUAAUCUGAAAGCUUCCAGCUGGCUUAAGGGUGCCGUGAGGGUGAGGAGGACAGAACUGACCUACAUUGGGUCUGUAGAUGACGACAGCUGAUACGUGUAUGAUUAUCUUGGUGAAUUGGAGGCAAAGAAUUUGGUCUCACUUGUUGGCAUUUGUGUCGUGUGCAAGUUAAAAGCACCAACUGCAUCGAAUUCUUUGAGAGCUCUGUACCACAAGGUGGAAUGGAAACCAUAUGGCUUUUGGUUGGUUGUUGUAGUGUUAGAAUACAUCGCUGCCCCCGAUUUGUUUUAGUUAGGGCCUGUGGGGGCGGCUGUAUAUAGUUGGAAUCCAUUUCUGGAUUCAAUGGGGGAGCUUAUUUGAGAAUCAGGCAGGAAGCCAUGUAGUAGAUUUCUAGCCAAGAGCCCUGUACUUGUUUUUUUUUUGGGUCUGAGAUGUAAUUGUCAUGUCACAUAUAUUCUUUUGAUCUAAGGCUGACGGAAGUUGCAUUGCCUAUUUGCUUUAGCUA
Messenger RNA from Zea mays, 7651 nucleotides. Its product is annotated as mediator of RNA polymerase II transcription subunit 12-like. Lineage: Eukaryota; Viridiplantae; Streptophyta; Magnoliopsida; Poales; Poaceae. The record is from RefSeq and is a predicted model, not a curated record. Gene Ontology annotation, biological process: regulation of transcription by RNA polymerase II. Gene Ontology annotation, cellular component: mediator complex. The coding region runs from base 1501 to 7239 and encodes 1912 amino acids. The transcript has 14 exons. Gene Ontology annotation, molecular function: transcription coregulator activity.